AGAUUUUUAAAAGAAAUCGUAUCCAAAAGUUCAUUGCCAGGACGCCGUGACACACAAAUUAUGAAGCUGGUGUGGACCGUCUUCAAUACGACGUAUACUCCAUCGUGUGACGACAAUCAUAGAGGCACUACUUUAAAUCAAGUGCUGAAUCUCGUUGCUGAGAUUUUGCGAAACUUUCCAGAGCCAGAGGAGCUGGUGUGCGCCCUUCCUAACAAGACAGUUGCGGAUGCAUAUGUGUGGAUUUCCGACAAGCUGAGACUUCAGGAUGUCGCAAGGAGAAUUGUGUCGAUUGCGAAUAAUUCUGCAGUACCAACAUCGAGUUGCACAAGUGUACCAACUAUCCUUAUGAAAUCAGCGAGCAUUUUCUGGAAAUACGUUCAAGUCUUUAUCUCUGGCGAUAAACGCGGAAUCGUUGCACCGUGUCUCGAAGGAUUUCGACGUGGACCUCUGAAAGAUAGUGCUGACAGGCACUUUGCCGUGGCAUCACACAUUUUUGACUUUGCAAGAGGACUUUUUAAACGUGAUUCUUCAAACAACACAGUUCUGAACUUUUUGGUGAACAAGUUAAUGUCCCAACUUCCUGUUUAUGCACCAAUGUAUCAAGUUUUUAAUGCCGAGUUGUUAAAAAAAGCCCUGGACGAAGAUCGAACUCUUUUUGAUACCUCAAGGCUUGACCAAGUGAUGAGCGCAAAAAUAAAUCUGAACUGGCUUGUUCGCCACAACUUCUCACAGAACGCAUUACUAGACGCCUUGUGCAGCCAGCCCGAGAGGUAUUUGUUGUUAAGUGAAGUGCACAAUGGAAGAAAAAAUAUAUGCAACCAGAAGCUAGCAAACACUGCAAUAAAGUUUCUUCGGCAGCCUUCCAAAAUAUAUGCAAGAGUGCUGCAAGAGCAGAAAGACAGCUUUUUCUCGGGCCAAUGGUUGCGCGACACCCUGAGCGAUGCAAGUGCUUUAUGGAGCUGGAUAUCUGAACUGCUGUCAUCCACUACGACUGCGUCGUUCAAUGGUUCCGAUGGGAGCUUGGCCAACAAGUUGUCAUCAAUUGUUGCAAUGUUCAAUGAAGAUGUCCUUGGAAAGAUAACGAAAAACUUGGAUAGAAUCCAGAUAAAGCUAGCUACAAUAUUUCCGGGCGGUUCAAUAACGGAGUACUUGAACCUUGUUCUUGAAGGAUUCAAAGGCCUUUCGAAUCUCCAGAAAGCCCAUCUUUUUGAUCUAACUUACACAGUUAAAGACAUCCUUGUUGACAAGAAUGAAGCAAAAAGGAUUAUAAAGCGUGAGCUCAAUAUGACAUCUGAAAAAAUAGACGAAAUACUUGAAACAUCGCUGGAUCUUGCAUCGUUUCUUGAAGCUGGCAACUACAGCAACAUUACCAAUGCUUUAUUUUGUAAUGGCACCUCGGCCUUAUCUACUCCCUACAACGGGACUCUGAAGAACAGGGCCGACUUUUGCCUAUCGCAAGAAAGUGGUCUUUAUCGGCCAGUUUCGAACCUUGUUUCUUCAAAGAUUCUGAAAAACUUUGCUGACAUUGCUUUUGAAGGUAUCCUCCAGACGUCUAGUCUGAGUCGUCAGAUGGUCAAAUCGGCACUUGGAGACUUGGGCACAGCGCCAACAGUUGUCCCCGAGAUAAGGCACAAGCUGUCGCUGCUAGCAUCAACUCUGGAUCAACGGACCACAAAGGCCCUUUCGAACCUCAAUAUAACCGAAGACGGAAUCAGCGUCUUGACGUCUCCGUCAGCUCUCAAGCUUGUUGGUACAAUGCUAUGCGGCAAGCCACUCAAAGCACUGCAAGAACAGUUUCACUUGCUCGAUGCAUCUCCACGAGAACCGACACUGGAUGCGAGGGAAACAGAAGAACUUCCAAGUCAGUUUUGUCGUCGGGGAUACGAGCAAGUGAUGCGUCUAAGUGGUGGCCCCAUAAUAUGGGGGUUCCUGAAACCAAUCCUACGUGGACAAAUACUGUACAGCCCGAAAACGCCAGAAGCUCUACAAGUCAUGCAACAGAUUAACCAAACAUUUGACACGAUGUCAGUCCUAAUUGAUGCUCUUCACGCUUGGAGUGAAGGCACCAGUGGACUCAAAUUCCUGACUAAAAAAGGCAGCGUACUUUCCAAACUGAAGGCCAUUGUCACAUCAGAAAACCUUGAGUCGGUUCUUGCUGAUGCUCUGGGCAGUGACAUGCAGAUGUUUCUAAAAGAACUGAAUGUUGGAGAAUUGCGACGGGAGUUUGGAGACCUAGGCGGUCUACUUGACCUAGUUCAGCUGGUGGGAAGCAUAUCCCAAUGCUUUGAUCUGGACAGAUUUGUUGGAUUUGAUGAUGAAGCAGCUCUGGAAAAAGCUGCAAAGAGUCUUAGCGCACAAAGACAAUUUAUCGCAGCUGUGGUUUUUCUGAACUUGGAUAACAAGAGCAGCGCAACAUUGAGUAAUGGCUCCAAAGUCAGGCUAGCUCUGCCUCCUCUGGUUCACUACAAGAUACGAAUGGACAUAGAUAAUGUACCUCUCACAAAAACAGUAAGAAGCAGGUUCUGGAAGCCCGGACCCAGAGAUGACUUCCUGGAUGACAUGAGAUACCUGAGAGGAUUUGCACACUUUCAAGAACUGGUUGAUAGGGCCAUCAUUUCUCUGCAUACUGGAAACGAUCUGUCCCACUAUCCUCCCUCUUACGUUCAACAGUUCCCAUAUCCAUGCUACAUCAAAGACACAGUGGGCUACUAUAUCAAGGCAAUGCUUCCACUGGUUUUUACACUGUCCUGGAUAUUUCUGGUCGCCUUCUUCGUGCGUGAAAGGGUUCUUCCGAGAGAACUGCAUCUAGAAGAGAUAAUGCAGGUGAUGGGCUUGAGGCCGUGGGUUGACUGGACUGCCUGGUUUCUGACUUGCAUUGCUAUCUCACUUGCGGUUGUGCUCAUCAACACCAUCAUUCUGUCCUACGGCGGUGUGUUGCCACACAGCGAACCAAGUUUGCUCUUCGUGUUCUAUGGAACUUUUGCCCUCUCUGUUCUUGCGUACUGUCACUUGGUCAGCGUGUUCUUCCACACAGCGACCGUUGCUUCGCUAACGGGGAUUGUGGGAUACCUCGUUAGCUUUCUUCCAUUCGUGAUUGCAGUGUCUAUGGAAGCCAAUCUUGCGCUGGCACACAAACUUCUUCUGGGCUUGUCUAUGUCGACAUCUUUCAGCUACGGCUGCCUGUACGUCAGUCGAUUGGAAGAACAAGGCUUAGGAGCCCAGUGGGACGCUCUCUGGGAAAGCCCUAUUCCAGGGGACAGCAUGAACUUUGGGUACUGCAUUGGACUGCUGCUGUUUGACAGCAUUAUUUACCUACUUGUGGCCUUUGUCGUAUCCUCGGUGUUUCAAAGAAACAAAAUAUUCCAAACCACGUGGUACUCUUGCUUUUUGUUCUGGAAGCCUCGCCCGGAAAAGCUAUAUUGCCCGCCUGGCUCACUGAGUAUCGACCUCAAAUCACAGCUGCCGCAUGCUGCCAGCAAAUGCCCUGGUCAAAGCCUCAUGCCUGCAACCGGAAUAGCCAUAAAAGACUUAAGCGUCACUUACAACCCUGGAAAACCCACAGAACGUUUCGCUGUUUCACAUCUCUCUUUGGAUUUUGAGGAGGGCCACAUCAACACGCUCCUCGGACAGAAUGGAGCAGGAAAAACGACCACAAUAAAAGUUCUGACUGGUCAGUGCUCGCCUACGUCCGGCGACGUGUUCAUUUAUGGAAGGAGCAUUACUGACCAACGUGCUGAGUUCAGAAAGUACCUGGGCUACUGUCCACAGUAUAACACACUCUAUGCAAAGAUGACAGUGAAGGAACAUCUGAUUUUUUUCGGCAACCUCAAAGGACUAAUGUCAGCUGAAGAAGUUGAGGAAGACGUUGAAAUAAUGCUGAAGCAAAUGAAUCUUGCGCAUAUGAGGGAUGAGCAGGCCUGCCGCCUAUCUGGAGGAUUGCAACGAAGGCUAUGUGUUGCGUUUUCCUUUAUUGGAGGCUCCAAGCUGGUCAUCCUUGAUGAGCCUACAAGCAGCGUUGAUCCAAUGGCGCGACGAAACAUCUGGGAUCUGAUUCUAAAGCACAAACACGAUCGCACCAUCUUACUGACAACACAUCACAUGGAUGAGGCCGAUGUUUUGAGUGACAAAGUGGCAAUCAUUCACAAGGGAUGUUUGCUGUGCGACGGCUCUCCUCUUGUUCUCAAGAGCAAGUUCGGCUGCGGCUACCAGCUUUCUUUAACGAGGUCUUCGUCGGAACCUGCUGCGGACAGUGAUUCUGGCCACUCUUCGAACAUAUCGAGAACAAGUGCCGACGAUGACAUCACUGAUCUGCAAGGUAUUCUCAAGGUCAUCCGGAGUGUUGUCCCGCUGGCUCAGGUGGCAAACGACCACGGAGGAGGGGAGGUGGUUAUCAGCCUUCCUCAGCGGGAUCCAACCGAGAACACGGUCUACCCGUUUUCAGAGCUGAUCUCAGUCCUCGACGAACGCAUGCUUGAGUUCGGCUUCGGAACCUACGGGUUUUCUAGUACAACCUUGGAAGAAGUGUUUCUGUCACUGUGCGCGGUUUGUGACACUGAGUACGGUUCCAAAGCAGCAGCGCAGUCUCUCCAGUCAUUGUCACAGGCUGCAAUGAUCAGGCUGCACGACAAAUUAGACAGAACGCACUCGAAGGAUACUCCAGUGAUCGGAGGAGAGCGCAGCCUUUCCGGGGGACAUGGACUUUCUGGUAGUGCCCUGAAGAAGAGCCAGUUCAAAGCACUGUUAUUGAAGCGGUUGUACCACACCGUGAACAACUGGAAGGCCAUCUUCUUCAGCAUUGUGCUGCCUUGCAUGUUCAUUGCUUUGGCCAUGGGGUUCACGUUGAUUGUUCCAGUUCCAAAACCGGAGCCGUCGCUUCGGCUCACAACUCAGCUCUACGGGCCAGGGGCGACUGCUUUUAUUAGUGAGAAACCACCGACGCCAAUAUCAGAACGGUUGCUCUCGCCUCCUGGAAUCGGGACAUCCUGCGUGGGCAAGAAUAGAGCAAGCUCUCACUGUGGAAUCCGGCUCAAAGAAGUCAAGAGUGAGAAACCAACGCUGAAGGGAAUUCUACACAACACGUGCGACCUACCGGAUAUUAAACAGCAACUGCGAGGUGUCCCAACCAUUACCUCUGAAACUUCCGAUGUCACCUACAACAUCAGUGGGUUAGAUAUAUCGGACCACCUCCUUGGCUCUUACUCUGCUUUCAUAGAAAGAAGGUAUGGAGGGUGGUCCUUUGAAAAGGAUCACGUGAAGGUGUGGUACGACAACACUGGCUACCAUGCUUUGCCAGCGUAUCAGAACGCGCUAAGUAACGCCGUACUAAGAUCCAUGCUCAGCAACUCCAGCUCACCCCUCAAAGCAUCAUCAGUGGGAAUCACUGUUUACAACCAUCCUUUGCAUUUGUCGUCUGAGCAGCUUGGAAAAGAAACAAUCGUGAGCCACGUGGCCGAAGUUGGCAUCGCCAUCGUUAUACUCAUGGGCUUGUCCUUCAUCCCAUCACGCGUCGUGGUCUACGUUGUGAAUGAGCGUGUCCGCGACGAAAAACAAGUUCAAAGAAUAUCGGGCAUCGGACCCUUGCUCUACUGGACCACGACAUUCAUCUGGGACAUGGGUCUUGUCUUGGCAGCUGUGAUCUUGUCCUGCCUCAUCAUCGUUGCUUUCGGGCUACCUGUCUAUGUCAGCAAGCUAAACUUCCCUGCGGUUGCUCUUCUUAUGGUCUUGUUUGGGUGGGGAGCGACGCCGUUGAUGUACUGCCUCUCACGACUGUUCGAAGAAGCAAGCAUAUCUUUUGUCGUGCUGUACUGCGUGAACCUCUUCGUAGGUCUCAACAUAGCUAUUAUCAUACUGGUCCUCAACGUUGUGCAAUUCAGUUUUAAAGACCAGCGAAUCCUUUCGGCGGUGCAGAAUCUGGCUUUGAUAUUUCCGCAGUAUGCCCUGAUUGGUGGACUGGUCAGUUUGACCAAAAACCAGAUCCAAGCUGAUGUGUACCAGCGGUUUGGUCAAGACACCUACGAGUCUCCUUUCAGCGAGCGGAUUCUGGCUUAUAACUACUGCGCCAUGUUUCUUGUUGGAGUCAUCUGCUUUUGCGUUAAUCUUGUGUUCGAGUACCACUUCAUCAGAGGGCGAAAGUCUCAGCCCUUGGAAAGACAGUCUUCGGUGCCUAACGAGGACUGCGACGUAUCAGCAGAGCGAUCACGCACCACAGGCGAUGUCGGGAAACAGGACGUACUCAGAGUUGUGGACGUGGUUAAGGUAUACCAUCAGGGAUACAAGGCCGUGAACAAUGUGUCAUUCGGAAUACCCAAAGGCGAGUGUUUUGGACUGCUUGGAGUAAAUGGAGCAGGAAAAACCACGCUGUUUCGAAUUCUUACUGGACAGCUGCAACCCACUAAGGGCGGAGCAUUCAUUCAAGACAAGAGUUUGGCCAAGGUCUUCUCAAAGGGCACUCAACUUGUUGGCUACUGUCCUCAAGCAGACGCCCUCGAUGAUUUGCUUUCUCCUAGACAGCAUCUUGUUAUUUACGCAAUGAUGCGUGGAAUCUCACAGUCCAGAAUGAAGAUGGUGGUUGAAGAAGCGCUUGCAAGAUUCCAGCUCACAAUGUACAGCAAUCACCGGGUUGGAACUUUGAGCAGAGGAACGCGACGGAAGGUGUGCACAGCCAUCUCGAUGCUUGGAGACCCCCAGCUCGUCCUUCUGGACGAGCCAACCAGUGGGAUGGAUCCAGUGACACGUCGGCUGGUCUGGGCUAAUGUCUCUGAGGCGGUUCGAGACAAACGCUCAGUGUUGCUGACAUCACACAGCAUGGCCGAGUGCGAUCUUCUGUGUUCGCGCCUCGCAAUCAUGGUGAACGGGAAGCUUCGCUGUGUUGGCAGUCCUCAGUAUCUGAAACACAAAUUUGGAGCCGGCUACACCGUUACACUUCGCAUGGUCGAAAAUCCAAUGGACUGGGAACGCAUAAUUUGUUUUAUUUGUUCCGCUUUCCCAACAGCGUCACUAAAGGCACACCACUACAACAUCGUGGAGUUUAGCCUGCCUUUGAAACAGGUCACACUUUCUUCUGUAUUCAAGUUCUUGGAAACGAACGGAAGCAAGAUGGGCAUUCUGGACUUUUCGGUUUCACAGACUACUCUAGAUCAGGUGUUUGUGAACUUCGCCCGGCAGCAGUCAGAUGAAUCAGCAUGCGCCGAAGAAGAAGAUGACGGCACCGUCGGAACGAGCCAGGAGCAAGCCAUCGUCGCUAAAGACGAGUUCUCGGGGGUGCAGGUCGUGACGCCAGGAGCACCCGCCAUUCCCGAGUACGAGUGCGAGUGCGAGAAUACCAAGUUUUAGCGGUCACGAGACGUAGAGUGGCGGCUGCAUGAGCUCUUGGUCAACACCACCUCCAACCACGGGCAUCUCAAGAAACGCCGAGCGUGGCCUGUCCUGAGCAUCUCAUUAGCGCUCCACAACCAAUCAGACUGCAGCGAGCAUCUUGUCAUCUUUCCACAGCCAAUUAGAUUGAAGAGAACAUCUCAUUAUCACUCCACAGCCUAUCGAAUUCUAGCGAGCAUCUUAUUAUCGUUCCACAGCCAAUCAGAUGGCAGCGAGCAUCUUAUUAUCGCUCCGCAACCAAUCAGAUUGCAGCAAACAUCUCAUUAGCUCUCCACAGUUAAUGAGGUUGUAGCGAGCAUAUCCUUUAUCGCUCCACAGCCAAUCAGAUAGCGGCAUCAGCUGAUAAGAACCCCGAAAAACCAAUCACGAUGCCAGAAAGAUACUAAGCCGCGCCCUGCACUAAUUCUUGGGCUGUGAGUGACUGCAGAAUAAUAAAAGCACGUGAACUAGUGUUUUGACGUUAUCACACGAGCGCUGCGUCAGCGUUCGGCUGGGCCUCGUGUCCUGUCAAUGCGUCGAAGGACGUUCGAUGUCGUUCGGGCUCGGUUCCCACUUGCCGACUGGCGCCAUUCGAGUGCCUGGUAACGUUACGCGGAGAAGGCUGUUCAGAAGUCUUCAUUAUCCUAGGCGGUGUUGUCUAGGUGCUACUGUCGAAACCGGUUAUAACGAAGUCGGCUAUAACAAAAUAGUGGCUACAGCGAAGUGGUCACGAUUUCUCAUUCCUUUUGCAUUUCGCUACAGCCGAAGUCGGUUAUAACGAAAUAGCGGAUAUUACGAAGUGAUUUCCGAUUCCCUUUGACUUCGUUAUAACCGAAGUCGGUUGGUUAUAACAAAAUAGCGGAUAUAGCGAAGUGAUUUUCGAUUCCCGUUGAGUUUGUUAUGACUGAAGUCGGUUAUAACGAAAUAGCGGAUACAGCGAAGUGAUUUCCGAUUUUCGUUGGCUUCGUUAUAACCGGUCUCGACAUACCAGUUUCAGAACGAAGAUUUGCUGGCUGACAUGGCUGCGUCAGCAAAUCAGUCGGGGCAUUUGUUUUCGUUUUCUUAGUAAUGCGAGAAACUCUUGCAUCGCUAUAGCAUUGUUAAUAAGCGUGAGUCCCACUGGAUACUGAUUAUACAUGCCGGUCGGUCGUAUUUUGUAUUUUUUUUUUACCUUCUGAUGGAUCGUUAAUAAAAUGACCGAUACAUUCAACAUGGAAUGUGAGCUGUGUGUAAUUAUGUACCAAUAAAGCGUCGAUUACUGAUAUACUUUGUA
Messenger RNA from Ixodes scapularis (black-legged tick), 8626 nucleotides. RefSeq names its product phospholipid-transporting ATPase ABCA1. NCBI's taxonomy places the organism in Eukaryota, Metazoa, Arthropoda, Arachnida, Ixodida, Ixodidae. The record is from RefSeq and is a predicted model, not a curated record. Gene Ontology annotation, cellular component: intracellular membrane-bounded organelle; membrane. Gene Ontology annotation, biological process: transmembrane transport; lipid transport. Gene Ontology annotation, molecular function: lipid carrier activity; ABC-type transporter activity; ATP hydrolysis activity. The transcript is spliced from 48 exons. The coding region runs from base 61 to 7332 and encodes 2423 amino acids.